UUUCUAAUAGAAAAGUGUUGGGUUGACAUUUUGGGGUUCUUGCAGUAAAUUUAGCCACUGGUGCAUUCAAGUGCAGCAGGGACGGAUGGGGUUAAUCCGAGCCAUAUGCUGAAGCAGGAGGUUGGGUCGUUCCAACACCAGAGGGGAGGCUGAGAUUGAGGGGGGGCCACAGCAGAAGGGAGAGGACAUUCACAUUCACUUCCAACAGCAACACCUGCACCUGGUGGCCGCUCUGUUUUCACUCGGAGUCUCGUCUCUUCUUCAUUUCAAGCGUUACGUGGAGGAAUAUCGUCCAAGCGAAUGCCUUCCUAAAGUUUGCCAAAAGGAUUGGAAUCCUCCAAUGCGGACCAAAAGUCGGUUGAUAGUCACUGCUUGAUUUCCUUUGAUUUUUUUCCCCUCCAAGAAUAACCAUUCAAAACGGAUUACUUCCCCGAACGGUGUGAUAAAGGUGUUUAUUUUAAAAAAAAAUAAAUUAAUGUGUCCAAGACAACUUUUGGAAUCGUGGACCUCAAAGCGCAGGUGUGAAGAUUUGGACUGGGCUGCACGUCGUCUUGCCUUGUUGGACAGCUGCAGGCCAAACUUCUCAUCUGAGGCUUCAAAGAGAGAGUAUUUCUAUCACUGUGGGCUGCUACCUGUAUGAUCGUUACCAUGACAACAUCGGGAGCCCAACUCCUCUUGGUGGCCUUGUGUGUUUACCGAAGCCUGGGCCUUCAGCAGUCGGCGCCACGGGUUCGCCUCUCCUUCAAAGAACUGAUGGACACUCGAGCCGCGCGACCCUUCAGUUUCUCCUUCAACACCAGUGACUAUCGCAUUCUCCUGAUGGAUCAGGACCAGGGCCGCUUGUACCUGGGCAGCAGGGAGUACCUGGUGGCUCUGGACAUGCACAACGUCAACAAAGAACCGCUAAUAAUCCAUUGGCCAGCGUCUGCCAAGAGAAAAGGGGAAUGCCAGAUGACAGGAAAGGGAAGACAGGGCGAAUGUGCUAACUUUGUGCGUCUGAUUGAGCCGUGGAACCGAACCCACCUGUACACCUGCGGAACGGGGGCUUACCAGCCCAUCUGCACGUUCAUAAACAGAGGCUGGAGGGCGGAGGACUACUUGUUUCGGCUGGUCCCUGGUUAUGUGGACUCUGGGAAGGGGAAAUGUUCAUACGAUCCCAAAGAAGAAAAUGUUGCAGUGCUUAUUAAUGGGAACCUGUAUGCAGGGGUCCAUAUUGACUUCAUGAGCACAGAUGCAGCUCUUUUUAGGACCAUGGGUGGGAGAACCGCCAUCCGGACGGAGCAGUACGAUUCCAGGUGGCUCAACGAGCCGGUGUUUGUGCAGAUCCAGCAAAUCCCUGACAGCGCAGAGAGCAACGAUGACAAACUCUACUUCUUUUUCCGUGAGAAGAGCUUGGACUCCAGUGGAGGGACGAGCCCUAAUGUCCUGGCUAGAGUUGGGAGAGUGUGUCUGAAUGACGAAGGAGGUCAAAAAUCACUAGUGAACCGCUGGACGACAUUCCUCAAAGCUCGUCUAAUCUGCUCAGUGAUCGGCGACGAUGGAGUGGAGACACGAUUCGAUGAACUACGUGACGUCUUCAUACAGCCCACGCAGGAUGAAAGAAACCCAAUGGUGUUCGCUCUCUUCACCACUGCAGGCUCGGUGUUCAAGGGCUCAGCAGUGUGCGUGUACUCCAUGGCCGAUAUUCGCAACGUCUUCAACGGGCCCUUCGCCCACAAGCACGGCCACAAUUACCAAUGGACCGAGUACAACGGCAAGAUUCCCUACCCGAGACCAGGAACGUGCCCUGGAGGAACCUUCACACCUGGGAUCCGCUCAUCCAAGAGCUUCUCGGACGAGGCGGUCAAUUUCAUCCGGGCUCAUCCCCUCAUGUUUCACCCUGUGUAUCCCAUCCACCGCCGCCCCCUUGUGGUGAGGACCGGCGUGGACUACCGCUUCACGGCCCUGGUAGUGGAUCAGGUGGAUGCGGUGGACGGUCGCUACGAGGUGCUCUUCCUGGGUACAGAUCGUGGCACCAUCCAGAAAGUCAUUGUUUUGCCCAAAGACCCGACCAACAUGGAGGAGCUGACGCUAGAGGAAGUCGAGGUUUUCCGAAGCAGAGCAGCCGUCAAAACAAUGAAGAUCUCGUCCAAACGCCAACAACUAUACGUGUCGUCAGAUGCGGGCUUGACACAGGUGUCACUGCACCGCUGUGGCGUUUACGGCAGGGCCUGCUCCGACUGCUGCCUCGCACGGGAUCCUUACUGCGCCUGGGAUGGGGAGAGCUGCUCGGCCUUUACUCCUUCCACUAAGAGGAGGAGCAGAAGGCAGGACGUGAAGCAUGGCGAUCCUCUGAGGCAGUGCCGAGGUUUUAACGCCAAAGUGGAGAAACGUCUGCGAGAAACGGUGCAAUUUGGGGUGAAAGGAAGCAGCACCUUUUUAGAGUGUCAACCUCGCUCUCCACAGGCCAGCGUCAAGUGGCUUUUUCAGAGGGAUGGCAAAAGGAAAGUGCUAAGCCGAGUCGGAGACGUGGUGAAGACUAACCACGGCAUCCUCCUCAAGUCCCUGAAUGGCUCGGAUGCCGGGCUCUACCACUGCCUGGCUACAGAGAACAACUUCAAACACACGGUGGCACGCGUGGCGCUGCGCAUCCUCGAUCGCGACAUCGUAUUGGCGCUCAGCGCUCGAGACGAUGACGAAGAUGAGCCCGAGACUCACGACGUGCGACCUGACCCUCGGUCGUCAUUCUCUUCCACGCCUUUCCCUCCUGAGAUCAGACUGAUAAACCAAUACUGCCAAUCCUAUUGGGAGCAGGCUGGUCCGAACCAGCGGCAACAGCGCAAGCGCACCAGCCGGCGGCACGUGGAGAGCCAGGAGCAAGGUCUGGGGUAGAGCGCCUUUCCUCCCCUGUCGGCCCGUCUGGACUUUUCCUGUUGUUGUGUGUGCAUGUUUGUGCAUCUCCUCCAUUUGUUGGACAGUCGACGUCGUGGAGCCUUUCAAGUAACAGUUUGGCGGUUCGCCUUCUGCCGAGCGGGUACCUCAUGCGGAUGGCACACCCCGCCAACGAGUGCAUUCCAAUUGCAGUGUAGCUAUUAGACACUCUUGUUUGUUAAGCUUUCAAGGUCAGGUCAGAGUCACAACUGUAGUCGUUUGUUUUUCUUCUCGAGUUGCCAUUCAGACCAACCACUUUACAGGCAGGUUUGUAAUAUUCUGACAUGGAUACAAUUGCUGUCAUUUGGACUGUAAACACCAAUUCAAUUGAUUUAAAACAACAACCUGGAGCGAGCUUAACCAUUUGAAGGAAUGAGAACUACUUCAUGGGACAGAUGGACCUGAAUGACUCUAGACGAUGGGAAUUUUAAGCAAUGGCCAAUUCUAUCACCUGACCUGAAUCCAAUUGAGCAUGCAUUUUACUGGCUGAAUUGACAAAAAUGAAAGUAAAAGGCACAAAGUGAAGACUGCUGCCCGGCAGAACAUCACCAUGGGGGAAAUCUUGCGUGUGGUGUCAUUGAUCUGAUCCACAUGUCAAACUGUAAGUGACUACAAAAUAUCUGUAAACAGUAUUCAAAAGUAAAAAAUGACAGGCACAUACUAUACAGUGGUAUGAAAAAGUAUCUGAACCUUUUGGAAUUUCUCACAUUUCUGCAUAAAAUCACCAUCAAAUGUGAUCUGUUCUUAGUCAAAACCACACAGAUGAAAAAACAGUGUUGGCUUAACUAAAACCACCCAAACAUUUACAGGUUUCAUAUUUGAAUGAGGAUAGUAUGAAAACAAUGACAGAUGGGGGGUAAGUGAACCAUCACAUUUAAUAUUUUUUAAUAUAUAUAUGUAUUUUAAUGUUUUUAAUAAUAUUUUUUGGUCCCCCCUUUGGCAGCAAUAACUUCCACCCUACGCUUCCUGUAGCUGCAGAUCAGUCUGGCACAUCGAUCAGGACUAAUCUUGGCCCAUUCUUCUCUACAAAACUGCUGUAGUUUAGUCAGAUUCCUGGGAUGUCUGGCAUGAAUCAAUGUCUUUAGGUCAUGCCACAGCAUCUCAAUGGGGUUCAAGUCUGGACUAUGACCUGGCCACUCCGGAACGUGCAUUUUGUUCUUCUGAAACCGUUCUGAAGUUGAUUUACUUUUGUGUUUUGGAUCAUUGUCUUGUUGCAGCAUCCAUCCUGUUUUUAGCUUCAACUAUCUGAAAGACGGCCUCAAGUGUUCCUGCAAAACAUCCUGACAAUCUUUUGAAUUCAUUCUUCCAUUAAUGAUUUUUCCAGGCCCUGAGGCAGCAAAACAGCCCCAAAUCAUGAUGCUCCCUCCGUCAUGCUUCACGGUGGGGAUGAGGUGUUGAUGUUGCUGAGCUGUUCCAUUUUUCCUUCACACAUGACGUUGUGUGUUACUCCCAAACAAUUCAACUUUCGUUUCAUCAGUCCACAAAAUAUUUUGCCAAAACUUCUGUGGAGUGUGACAGUGGUUUUGUAUCCUUUCCCAGCUUUAAACAAAUCAGCAAUCCUUGAUCGCAGGUCUUCGGACAGCACUUUUGAUUGAGCCAUGAUGCACAUCAGACAAUUCUUCUCAUCAAGACAGUUCUUACCAGGUGUGUGUUUUAUAGUGUGCAGGGCAGCUUUAAACCACUCAUCAUUGAUUGGGCACACACCUGACUUAAAUUGUUUGGGAAAAAUUAGUUUUGAUUGCUCUUUAAAUAUCCUUAGGCAGAGGGUUCACUUACUUAUUUUCCCCCUUUUUGUCAUUGUUUGCAUGCUAUCCUCAAUAAAAUAUGAAAACCUAUAAAUGUUUGGAUGGUUUUAGUUAAAGCAGACACUGUUUUUACAUCUGUCUGAUUUUGACAAAGAUCAGAUCACAUCUGAUGGUGAUUUAAUGCAGAAAUGUGAGAAAUUCCAAAAGGUUCUGAUACUUUUUCAUACCACUGUAUACAAACUUGCCAUUUGUGCAAUGUUUGCCUGAUUUGGAUGCAAAUGACCUCAAAUGGAAGCACGUUUUGUUCAUAUCCUUUCAAGUCCAAGAUGGUGGCGUUUCAAAGUUGAAAAGAUAAGAAUAUCCAUGUCCCAACAUUAAUGAACAUGACUUCAAUAUUACUCUAAUGAAAGAAUAUUCUAGUUAAAGAAGACAAAGCUUUGCAACUCGUACAAGCACAUGACUACUAUGAUUAAUGCAACUUGCAAAAAAGCGAGGGAUUGAGCCUUCAGGUGACAUUUCCCAACAUAUCUUUUUAUAUCUCAACAAAUCUUAUUUUUAACAGGUAAGACUGCACUUUCAAAACUGCUAAAAAGAUUUGAACGUAGCCUCACUCUACAUCAGUAACGACUAUGGCCUGAUCUGACAUCAAGCGCCAUCAGUGGCACUGAAACAUGAUUUUUUUUUUCCUUUGGGGCAAGUUUAGACAAGGUCCAAUAAAAGGUUCUAAAACAUUUCAAGUUCAUCUUUAAAUUGCACCUUUAUGCCAAUAUCUGUAACUUUAUGUAAGGAGUGCAUCAUUUUUCAAGUUUGCACUUUUUUCAAGUUGCAUUUUUCCCCCCAUUUUAAACUAAUCGACACUAGCGUCGGAAGGAAAACGGCUUUUUUUUUUUUUUUCUAACUUCCUGUCUUGUAACCCACCAAGCGCCACAACAAGGUGUCAAAGCCACAAGUAUAUUGAAAAUAAAUGUAAUAUAUGGAUUGUUAAUAUAAUAUAUAUUGCCGGUGGUUUCCUGUUGUAUGAAGUUUCAUCAAUGUUUGCAUGCUUCUGGAUGUCGUUUGUUGCUCUUGAUGUGUAAUGUAAGGUGUCAAAUAUUCAUUCAUAUACUGUUAAAAUAAGUCAUCUGAUUUUUGCCUCGCUCCUGUCCUAUUGCAUCGUAUGUGAGUGGUGAAGACGUGCUUAACAGUGGUCUUCCAGUGAUGCACUUUCUCAGUAGUGGUGGUGGGAAAUGUUUGCACGGAUGUUUCAGUAAGUUAAACUUUUUUUUUUUUUUUUUUAAUGUACAGUGUAUUGUUAUAAAAGGCAGAAUGAUGUUGACUCAGUGGUUUUUAUAUGGAUUACUUUGGGGAUGCAAACUUUGUUGAUUCACUCUAGGUCUGACAGUUGUUUUUAACCAGUCUGUGCAAAAUCACAAGUGAUUUCAGUUUUUCAUGUUUAUAAACUAUAGGAGUCUUGUUUUAACAAAAUAUGGCAAAUGCUGUACUCAACAUACAGUGGGGCAAAUAAGUAUUUAGUCAACCACUAAUUGUGCAAGUUCUCCCACUUGAAAAUAUUAGACAGACCCGUAAUUGUCAACCUCAACUAUGAGAGACAGAAUUUUGAAAAAAAAAAAAAAAAAAAAUCACGUUGUUUGAUUUUUAAAGAAUUUAUUUGCAAAUAAUGGCGGAAAAUAAGUAUUUGGUCAAUACCAAAAGUACAUCUCAAUACUUUCUUAUGUACCUUUUGUUGGCAAUAAUGGAGGCCAAACGUUUUCUGUAACUCUUUACAAGCUUUUCACACACCAUUGCUGGUAUUUUGGCCCAUUCCUCCAUGCAGAUCUCUAGAGCAGUGAUGUUUUGGGGUUGUCGUUGGGCAACACGGACUUUCAACUCCCUCCACAGAUUUUCUAUGGGGUUGAUAUCUGGAGACUGGCUAGGCCACUUCAGGACCUUGAAAUGCUUCUUACGAAGCCACUCCUUUGUUGCCCUGGCUGUGUGUUUGGGAUCAUUGUCAUGCUGAAAGACCCAGCCACGUAUCAUCUUCUAUGCCCUUGCUGAUAGAGGGAGAUUUUCACUCAAAAUCUCUCGAUACAUAGCCCAAUUCAUUCUUUCCUUUACAGAGAUCAGUCGUCCUGGUCACUUUGCAGAAAAACCCUCCCAAAGCAUGAUGUUUCCACCCCCAUGCUUCACAGUGGGUAUGGUGUUCUUCGGAUGCAAUUCAGUAUUCUUUCUCCUCCAAACACGAGAACCUGUGUUUCUACCAAGAAGUUCUAUUUUGGUUUCAUCUGACCAUAACAUAUUCUCUCAGUCCUCUUCUGGAUCAUCUAAAUGCUCUCUAGCGAACCGCAGACGGGCCUGGACGUGUACUGGCUUCAGCAGGGGGACACGUCUGGCAGUGCAGGAUUUGAGUCCCUGGUGGUGCAUUGUGUUACUGAUAGUAGCCUUUGUUACUGUGGUCCCAGCUCUCUGUAGGUCAUUAACUAGGUCCCCCUGUGUGGCUCUGGGAUUUUUGCUCACUGUUCUUGUUAUCAUUUUGACGCCACGGGGUGAGAUCUUGCAUGGAGCCCCUGAUCGAGGGAGAUUAUCAGUGGUCUUGUAUGUGUCUUCCAUUUUAUAAUAAUUGCUCCCACAGUUGAUUUCUUUACACCAAGCAUUUUACCUAGCCUGGUGCAGGUCUACAAUUUUGUCUCUGGUGUCCUUCGACAGCUCUUUGGUCUUGGCCAUAGUGGAGUUUGGAGUGUGACUGACUGAGUUGUGGACAGGUGUCUUUUAUACCGAUAAUGAGUUAAAACAGGUGCCAUUAAUACAGGUAAUGUGUGGAGCCUCGUUAGACCUCGUUAGAAGAAGUUAGACCUCUUUGACAACCAGAAAUCUUGCUUGUUUGUAGGUGACCAAAUACUUAUUUUCCACCGUGAUUUGCAAAUAAAUUCUUUAAAAAUCAAACAAUGUGAUUUUCUUUUUUUUCCCACAUUCUGUCUCUCAUGGUUAAGGUUUACCCAUGUUGACAAUUACAGGCCUCUCUAAUCUUUUCAAGUAGGAGAACUUGGACAAUUGGUGGUUGACUAAAUGCUUAUUUGCCGCACUGUAUGUGCAUGUUUUAUAGGGGGAAAAAAUAUUUACAUUAGGAGUGGAACCUCUUGGUACCUCACAAUACAAUACGAUUUGCGAUACAAAGGUCACGAUGACGAUGAUCUGACGAUAUGGCAAUACAACGAUUAUCGAUACAUAUGUCAGGAAAUCAUUCCAUGAUAUUCCACAAACGACUAAUAAACACAAAAACAAGCUUCUGCUGUGAAUUGGAAUGAGUUUAUCACUAGUAGACGUCCAAUCCAUUUGAACUGGGAGGGUGGCAGCGAAUGAACAUUCGUUUAUUCCCUGGCAUCCCUCCCACUCAAACGUAUUGAACGUCUAUGGCCGUCAGUGGCAGCCAAUGCCAGGCAAUGAGGUAAUUUUGGGCCAUUUAAGGUCAUU
Corythoichthys intestinalis (scribbled pipefish) is the source of this 8102-nucleotide messenger RNA. RefSeq names its product sema domain, immunoglobulin domain (Ig), short basic domain, secreted, (semaphorin) 3Ga (gene sema3ga). The transcript has 19 exons. Gene Ontology annotation, molecular function: semaphorin receptor binding; chemorepellent activity. Gene Ontology annotation, biological process: negative regulation of axon extension involved in axon guidance; positive regulation of cell migration; negative chemotaxis. Gene Ontology annotation, cellular component: plasma membrane. The coding region runs from base 637 to 2871 and encodes 744 amino acids. The record is from RefSeq and is a predicted model, not a curated record. Lineage: Eukaryota; Metazoa; Chordata; Actinopteri; Syngnathiformes; Syngnathidae.